Molecule: messenger RNA, 3317 nt
Organism: Cynara cardunculus var. scolymus (artichoke)
Lineage: Eukaryota; Viridiplantae; Streptophyta; Magnoliopsida; Asterales; Asteraceae
Product: putative E3 ubiquitin-protein ligase RF298
Exons: 3
Coding region: 437-3118 (893 amino acids)
Source: RefSeq, a predicted model, not a curated record
UUCAAUGCUGUAGAGCAGAAAAAGAGAAUAAACAAGAAAACUGAAAAAACGAUCAGAUUUUCUCUUACUAUUCUCCGAUCCUGCAUCGUUUGCCAUACCUUUGAUUUCCUCAAAUCGGUAUAAUCUCGAUUUGCCAAAACAUUUCAUAAUCAGAAAUCUAAAAUAUGUAUUGAUUUUGAUUUUGAUUUUCGUUUUGUUUCUGAGUAUGGUUGAGGAUCUUCUAUAGACUUUGAUUUCUUGUUGAUGAUGUUAUUAGCUUGUUUCGAUUGCUAUUUUCUGAUCUUUUUUACUUUCUGAUUGAUUGAAUUAGUACUUCUUAUGAAUAAAAGUGUAAUUGACGAAGAAGAUUGUCUUUUUCUGAUGCAGAGAACUAGUUGAUUUCUCGUUGAUUUCCAUUCGUAAAGCCUCUGGAGAUUCUGUUGUGCACCUACAAACAAUGGCCUCAAUUGUUGCAAAAUCCUGUACUAGUAGUUCCAGUCAUGUAUCACCUGUCAUGACAGUCCAAGAAAAAGGAAGUAGGAAUAAGAGAAAGUUCAGAGCUGAUCCACCACCUCCAAAUGGUUUCCAAAAGAUAGUUUCACCAUCUCAGAACGAAUGUCUGAGUUAUGAGUUUUCUGCUGAAAAUUUUGAGAGUCCUGGGCACUCCAAUGGGUGUGACAUGUGUAGUUUUAGUCAUGAAAAUACGGAUUCCGUCAAGCUUGACUUGGGGCUAUCUUGUGCGGUAGGAGGAGUGGGAUCAACCGAGGUGGGGGCUAAUCACAAUAGAGUGGAACUAGAAGCAAGUGAUGAAUUUCAUGAGGCCGAUUGGAGUGAUCUUACGGAAUCUCAGCUGGAAGAACUUGUUUUAGCCAACUUGGACACAAUGUUCAAGAGUGCUAUUAAGAAAAUAGUUUCUUUUGGUUACACCGAAGAAGUUGCCACUAAGGCUAUUCUCAGGGCUGGUCUUUGUUGUGGUUGUAAAGACAAUGUGUCAAAUAUAGCGGAAAACACUUUGAUUUUACUUAAAAAUGGGCAAGAGAUGGAUCCGUCGGGGGAGCAUCACUUUGAAAAUCUACAUCAAAUGAAGAAGUAUAUACUGGCUGAACUGGUUUGUGUUCUUCGCGAAUUCAGGCCUUUUUUCAGCACUGGGGAUGCAAUGUGGUGCUUGUUGAUAUCCGAUAUGAAUGUCUCUCAGGCUUGUGCAAUGGAUGGUGAGGCAUUAUCUAGUUUAGUUGGUGAUGGGACUUCAAAUGGUUGUUUCUCUAAUUCAGUUGAAAACCAGCUGAGGAAAGAUGGCAAGAGUUUGGAGUGUCUUCCAAAUCCAUGUAAACCAAAUCAUUCUUCCCUUUGUGCUCACAGUUUUCCCUUAGAAGCUCCUGUGAUGGCUUCCAUACCUUGUGUACAUAAUUGUAUGUCUGAGGAACCAGCAAAGGCAGAAGUUCCUCAUUCAAAACCAAAGGCUCCUUUUGUUUUGGAUGGAUUUGCAUCACAGAAAGGGAAUCAAAACUCUACUUCUCGAACACUGAGUAGAUCCUUCAGCCUUUCAUCUAAAAAACAUGAAGAAAAAGUUGUAGGGAGUAGAAAGAUCACCUGCAUUAGCAAGAGAGAUUAUAUACCGAGACAGAAGUCAGUUCAUUUGGAGAAAAGCAACCGGAUACAUGGGCUGAAAGGAGCUACUAGAGCUGGGAAACUUGGUAACAUUAGUGGCUUAAUUUUGGAUAAGAAACUCAAGUCUGUGUCAGACUCUACAGGUGACAGUCCUAAAAAUGGCUCACAGAUUAGCCAGGGAGUGGGGAUCGGUUUUCCGUUUGAAGGUAUAAACAAUAAUGGCACCACACAAACCAGCCUUGCUUCCCCUUCACUAUUUAAUACAGAUACUUCCAGUAACAACAUUUCUUCAUUAGCAAAAAUCCAUGUCCCUCCUAUGUUGGCUUCGACUGAUAGCCCACCGGCAUUAUCAGUGGCUAACACUGAGUUAUCUCUUUCACUUCCUGCGAAAAGCAACAAUGUUCCAAUGCCUGAGGUUCCUAAUAUUAGUUUUGCUGCCAUGCCCUAUGACAAGUCCUUUGGGCGGUGGAUCCCACAAGAUAAAAGGGAUAAAACAGUUUUGAAGCUUGUUCCAAGGGUGCAGGAGCUCCAAAAUCAGUUGCAGGAAUGGACUGAAUGGGCUAAUCAGAAGGUUAUGCAAGCUGCUCGUAGACUGGGUAAAGAUAAAGCCGAACUUAAGACACUUAGACAAGAAAAAGAAGAAGUAGAUAGGCUAAAGAAAGAGAAGCAGACAUUGGAAGAGAAUACCAUGAAGAAGCUCUCUGAAAUGGAGAAUGCUUUGUUCAAGGCUAGUGGUCAGGUAGAACGAGCUAAUUCUGCUGUCUGUAGGUUGGAGGUGGAGAAUGCUAAUCUGAGGCUAGAGAUGGAGGCUGCAAAUUUACAGGCAGCUGAGUCAGCUACUAGCUGUGAAGAGGUAUCAAAAAGAGAAAAAAAGACACUUCUGCAAUUACAGUUGUGGGAAAAGCAAAAAAUAUUGUUUCAAGAAGAGCUUAUAACUGAGAAGCGCAAGUUGGUUCAGCUGCAAGAAGAUCUCGAGCUGGCUAAAGAACAAAGAGAUCAACUUGAGACGAGAUGGAAACAAGAAGAGAAAGCCAAGGAAGAUUUGGUUAGUCAGGCAGUUUUGUUUAGGAUCGGAAGGCAAGAGGGUGAAGUUUUGGCUAAAUCAAGAGAGGAUUUAACUAGAUUGAAAGCCGAUAAGAAUCUAAAAAGAUACAAAGAUGAUAUCGAAAAGCUCAAGAAGGAAAUCUCCUUAUUGAGAUUAAAAGCCGAUUCAUCAAAAAUAGCCGCUUUAAGGAGAGGUAUCGAUGGGAGUUACGCCAGCAAAUUAUCCGACAUCAAAACCUCUAUUUUCCCACAAGAAACCCCGACACCUUACAUCUUGGAAACAGUCACCAGUAACGGAGGUGUGAAACGUGAACGGGAAUGUGUCAUGUGUUUAUCUGAGGAAAUGGCGGUGGUUUUUCUUCCCUGUGCUCAUCAGGUGGUCUGUACAAAAUGCAACGAGCUUCACGAAAAGCAAGGAAUGAAGGACUGCCCUUCCUGUAGAGGAACCAUCCAGCGCCGCAUUUCUGUACGUUACGCUCACUCUUAAAUCCUUCUCUUUCUCUAUAUUAAAUUAAUUGAGUUGUGGAUUUUGCUUCUUUCUGUUUCCUAUGUGAUUAGCCUGUUUCCAAAUGUUCUAUAUGCUUGAGCUUGCUAUUAUGAGCUUAAAAGAAGUUAAGAGAAGAAAAAAAAACAAGUGUCCAUUAUGGGAUUCUAUGUGAUGAUUCCCCUUUAGAUAAUAAACAUCC